This is a messenger RNA of Ostertagia ostertagi, 1095 nucleotides long. Lineage: Eukaryota; Metazoa; Nematoda; Chromadorea; Rhabditida; Trichostrongylidae. The record is from the annotation of a GenBank genome assembly.
UCGGACGAGCUGCAACCUCAUCCGUUGGAUCCUUCAUCUAGCAGUGAAUCCCUUGUAGAUAAGGGUGCUCCUGAUUCUGCGCCUGCAGCUCGCAGGAUUAGAAAGAGCUCUACUGGUAAACAAAUAGCGACAAAUGUUGAGGUAGAGGGACACGCACAAGAGAAAGAAAUAGCGCCAAAGCAGUUGGAAUCAAAGGCGAAGACACGUGGUAGGCCCAGGAAGGUUAUUAUGCCGGGAACGUCAUUAGAAUCUUCUGCGAGUGAGGAGAAGGUUUCAUCCAAAGGCAUGUUAUCACCUACGCUGCGCACUCGUGCAAGUGUGCUCAAAGUGGAUGCUAUCAAGAAGGCUUCGGAGAAGAGUUCACCUUCUCGAGAAUCAGUGAGAGCAGUUGCAACGAGGAAGCGGCGCUUAGAGGAGGUCAAUGCCGUCGAAACUUUCCCAGCGUCUCAAAAACCAGCAAAGGUUCCACCAUCGCUUCAAGGAAACGACGGCAAAGCUAUCGAGAAACCGCUUGGAGACGGUCCGCCUUCUCGUGUAACCAGGAGAUCAGGACCAACGGCACCAAAGAGGCAAAUUAUGGACGAGGAAAUGGCUAGCAAGACAGAUGGGGAGCCGAAAAAACCGGCAGUGGUAGCUAAAUUACCCAAGCAACUUGACGACAAAACAACAGAAGAGCCCCCGAGUGACGGUCCGCCUUCUCGUGUGACUAGAAGAACAGGACCAAUAGCACCGAGAAAGCGCCGUAUUGACGAAGGAAGCGUUGUUAAGGGAAAAUCAGAGGCAGGUGAACCUCAUAAGGAGGUGUGCACCUCGCAGGAAGACACUGAUGAUGAGCAGGAUCGGCUGUGUGUAGCUGAAGACGAGGAAACCGUUGAAGCAGAGCAGCAACCUAUGGCUGCACGAGAUGUACGUGGUGAUGGUGAGGCGCAUUCCGCAUCUGAUGAUGACGGUGAAGACCGCCUUGUGGUUGACGACGACGAAGAUGAGCCAUUGGCAGCAGAUGAUGGAAUGAAGGAGGCAAAAGAGGCGACCGUGGUUGAGAAACUCCAUGAUUCCGGGCCAGAAGAUAACGUGCAAAGGAGCAGUCAUAUCCAA